Alternaria ethzedia is the source of this 1518-nucleotide messenger RNA. RefSeq lists its product as uncharacterized. The record is from RefSeq and is a predicted model, not a curated record. The transcript has 2 exons. Bases 1 to 1518 code for a protein of 505 amino acids. Lineage: Eukaryota; Fungi; Ascomycota; Dothideomycetes; Pleosporales; Pleosporaceae.
AUGUCUUCACCCCAAACCCCUCACUCUCCGGCUCGCUCAGAGGCUCUGGAUUCAGGUGCUGGUGGACGCAACGUUUCGACUGUUCUUCCUGAUGUGCCUGUCGACGGCAACCCCGAGCUACCUGCCUUCAGCCCCUUCGAGCCCAUUGAUUCCGGUCUUCAUCAACAAGACGACGGCUUGGGUGAUCUUUCUGGGUUCGAGUUCGACGCCGACUUUGCUCAACACCAAGAUCUCGGUCACAACGAACAGGCCAACAACCACGCCAACGAUCACGCUGCUAUCCACGAUGCCUUCGCUACACUUGCAGCAGCAUCCACCAACAACCUCGACUUCGACAUUGGAAACAUGGACUUUGACCACGGCCUGUUCGACAGCAACGAGUUCACCGGCAACCAAGACAACACCAACUUCACUGACACCAACUCGGAGCUAUCCCUACAGCAUACACUUGCUUCGACUCAGACUCAAGAUGGAGGCUGCGUAUCUACCAUCGAGGAGCACACUACACAAGCCUGCAACGAGAAGCCGCAGGUUCCAAAGUACAGCAGUUCCGAUGCCGAGUUCAACUUUGAGGAGUUCUGUGCACGCUUUCACUCUGGAGAACUCAGUCCAGCUCAACAGGUUAAGGCUGUCGCCGCCUUGACCGCGAAGAAGAAGAACGCCGUAUACCAGGAUCUGAUGCGCUCUUUUGGAUUCCAACCGGCCAAGCCACGUGCUCCGGUCCCGGAGGGAGCUCUCACCGAGGACAACUACUUACCCAUUCCAUGGGAGCCCGAGGUAGAUGAGGAUGGAUAUGAGAUUAUCCCCAUCGAAUUCGACGCUCCUGAGCCUGAUCCGUCGGAUCCACAGCCCAUCUAUCCAGCAUUUAGCGGCCGCUUCAAGACCGGCGCAGCCGCUAGAGCAUACCGCAAGCGCGCCCGCGUUCCAAAGAAGGGUCCAGCACCAGAUGUCGAGCGCGUCAAGAAGUAUGGACGCAUGUACUGGGUACGCCGUAUCUACGACUCCAUCAUCGACGUCUCCGACGUCCGCGACAGCGAGAAAUCGACCAAGCUCGUUCGCUUUGAGAAACAGGCGGUGUACGAUCCCGCGGACAUCGAGGCUACGGCUCACCACGUCUUCGACGAGGCCGUCGCCGUACACACGCGAGGCUGGGUUCGCCCCAAUGUCUACCACAAGAAGGUGGUUCGCGGUAAGCUCACCGAUGUCAGCGAGGGGAGCGCGGAGAGGCGCUUGGCCCGUAUCUGUUUCUUGUUGAAGCACGUGAAGGCGGCGUGCGAUGACGCCCUGCGUGGAGGUCUUACUCUUGCGCUCUUGUGCGACAACCCCGAGGCGAGGGGCUCCACCAAACACUCGAACAACAGUGGCAACGGAAAGCGUGGAAAGAGGUUGAAGGUUGUGACGAAGAUGUUGAAGGCUGGGUACACGGUUGAGACAGAUGACGAGACGUCUGACGAAGAGCAUGGCGAGAACGAAGAAGAGGAAGGCGAAGGCGAGGAGCGAAGUGGUGAUGAGGUUUGA